Messenger RNA from Seminavis robusta, 1557 nucleotides. The record is from the annotation of a GenBank genome assembly. Lineage: Eukaryota; Bacillariophyta; Bacillariophyceae; Naviculales; Naviculaceae.
AUGGCGGCGGAAUCCAAAUCUCCCUGCCAUCAUCCUUCCAAUAUCGAGAAUGUCGACCUCCAAAAUCUUCGAUGGGUUCUGCAGGGAAACGUUGCUGUGCUAACUGGAAAUCCAUUUGAUCCAGUCGUCCAAGAUCAGUACGACAAAGUUGCGAGUGUUGUUGAUGAGGACUGCAUUUGGCUGGGUCCUGGACUCCAACUUCUUCUGGACCACGUACUGGCUGUCAGUCAAGAGGGGAAAAUUGUGUGGUUAGCUCCUGCACGAGACUCUCAAUCAGUCCUCCAAUCAGCACAGCAACUACAGAAUUGUCAUUUUAUUCGACUCGAGUCGACCCUGGAGUUUCUGUGUCCUGGAAUGAUAGAUCUGCACAUUCAUGCUCCUCAAUUCUCCUACACUGGAACAGCCACGGAUCUACCUUUGACGGGACCUGAUGGCUGGUUAGAGACCUACACGUUUCCGGCCGAGCGGCGACUAAAGAACAAUCUCCCGCUGGCUCGAAGAGUCUAUCAAUGUGUGGUCCAAACAACCUUGGAGAAUGGUACCACUACCGCGGUCUAUUUUGGAACACUGCAUCUGAAACCCAACCAAAUUUUAGUCGAUGUGUGCCUGGAAUACGGACAACGGGCUUUAGUCGGAAAGGUGUGUAUGGAUCGCAAUGCGCCUCAUGAUUAUGUGCAGACUUUGGAAGAGAACAUUGAAGAAACCAGAGAACUGAUUCAUUACAUCGAGCAUCACCCACAAAACAGCAAUCCGCUGGUUUUGCCAUUGAUUACGCCCCGCUUCAUUCCCACCUGUUCUCCUGAACUCUUGACGGCAUUGGGAGACAUCGCCGCCGAACAUCCAAACUGUCACAUUACCAGCCACAUUUCCGAAUCCAUCGACGAAGUGGCAUGGAGUAAACACUUGGAUGAACAGGAUCAUGGAAUAAUGGAUCGGACCGAUGCCGCCAUGUUUCACAGUCACAAGCUCUUGACGGAUCGAUGCAUUAUGGCUCAUGGAGUACAUUUGUCAGACGCCGAUGCGGAUAUACUGAUGGAGCAAGGAACGGCCGUGGCGCACUGUCCAUUGUCCAAUUUUUUCUUUGCCGGUGGUGUAUUCCCUUGCCGACGAAUGAUGCAACGCGGAAACAAGGUGGGACUGGGCACAGAUGUCGCUGGGGGCUAUUCUCCGUCCAUGUUGCAGGCUGCCCGAACGACCGUUGUGGCAUCGCAGUCACUGCAAGCAAUGCACACUCAAAUGGAACAACAACCAACUACAAACGAUACGACUGAAUCCAUUUUGGAUUAUCGACAUGCCUUCUACCUGGCAACAUUGGGUGGAGCAGAAGCUUUGGGUUUGCAACACCAGAUUGGAAACCUCCAAGUCGGAAUGUCCUUCGACGCCUUCAUUCUCUCAGCAAAGGGCAAAAGCAAUAUUACAGUAUUUCCAGAUUUCGACAGUUUGGCAGAUGUUUUUCAAAAGCUCUUGGUGUUGGGAGACGACCGAAACAUUAGUCAUGUCUUUGUGAAAGGAAGAGAAGUCAAAAGACAGUUUCAAGUUACUAGCUGCAGCCCUUGA